GUCAAAGCAUACGAGAAAAAUCGAAAGAUUAUUAUAGUUAUUCGAAUAACAAAUAUCAAUUUUACUGAGGUAUUUCAUAUUAGAAGCUUCCGGUACAGUGUUUUAAGCGUUUUCAAGUCUUAAGAAUAAAGUAAAAAAAUGGAAAACGCUUCAGAUAAUGAUUCUAGCAAUUCUGGGGAAUCCCAUUGCGAUUCUGCCUAUUCAAGAGCUGUCAAGGUAUUGCUUGAGCAUUCAGUUGAUGUCGACGCAUUUGCAAAGAUUCUUCACAUGAAAGAAGAAAAUGUAGCCGAACUUCAGCGAAAUUUAUCUGAUUGCAAAGAGCAGAUAAAUAUGCUCAACCAGAAAAUCAUAGAGAAGGAUGAUAUUAUCGCCGCUUUGUCGAAUCGUUGGGCUUUAAUUGAAAAUACUGUCGCCCAAUCAAUAGAUUUGCUGACAAAUAAAUAUCAAACAGGUCAACAAUCAGAAAAUAAAUCAAUUGACAACAAUGACUACGAAGGUGAAAAUAUUUCUCAUGUUGAGAUUUCUGAAGAGUUGAAGAACCUGGCGGAUGUAAAUAAAAAAAUUAAGGAAUGUAAAAAUGGUUUACACAUUUACACUCCAUACGGAACUACGGAAAGAUAUUUGAUCAUUCCAAACACUCCACCCUUUAAAGUUGUGAUGUAUAAAUUUGAUGAACUUGGUUAUAUUCUGAUUCAGCAUCGUCGUGACGAAAAAUUUAGUUUUGAAAGAACCUUGAUUGAAUACUAUCAAGGAUUUGGAGACUGUUCCGGUAAUUUUUGGAUGGGAUUGGAAUACAUUCACAUAAUAACAAACAAUCAGCCGCAUGUUCUCAGAAUUCAAAUGUGGGACUAUGCCUGGAAAGAAUAUUUUGCUGAAUAUGACAACUUUGUUGUUGCUGGAAAUGAUGAAAACUACAAGCUAAAGUCAUUGGGUGAUUACAAAGGAAAUGCUGGCGAUAUGAUACGUUUUAGUGAAAAUCAAGAAUUCUGUCUGUGCCCAAAAUUAAAAAGGGGCUGGUGGGAUCUUAAGGGUGAUCAUCAACUUUGGUGAG
Drosophila sulfurigaster albostrigata is the source of this 1051-nucleotide messenger RNA. RefSeq names its product angiopoietin-2-like. Bases 139 to 1050 code for a protein of 303 amino acids. The transcript has 2 exons. NCBI's taxonomy places the organism in Eukaryota, Metazoa, Arthropoda, Insecta, Diptera, Drosophilidae. The record is from RefSeq and is a predicted model, not a curated record.